GAUUUCAACCCCAUUCUGUGUACUCAUCUCCCUCCCCUUCUCUCUCUGGCUGUCGAGAUUCAAGCUUUUCAUAUGCAUUAUACCGCCAUUGGAGCACUACUUCACACAUUCUCAUCAAGUUGGUCUCCACUUUUCAACCACCAUUACCAACUCUCCAUACUCAGUUCCGCAGGAUCUCUCUCCUCGCUCGCCAUUGAUUCUUUCCUUCCUCCUCUUCGCACUGUUAUUCCGUUGUUUUGCUCCACUGUUAAGCAAAGAAUCAGAAAUAAAUCGACAAAAGGGUCGUCAACCAAGGGUUUUUGAUCUGCAGCCGGACCAGCUUUUCCCCUUGAGGAGUUAUAGAUUGAUUGAUUGUGUAGUUCAUCUGACUCAGUUUUGAACUCUUUGAGAAGCUUCCAUGGCUGAUAAGUUGAAGCGGAAACAAAGUAAAUUGUCCGUGUACCUUUACGUUCCCAAUAUUAUUGGUUAUAUAAGGGUUCUCAUGAACAUUGUUGCCUUUGCCCUAUGCUUCUCAAAUAAAAUAAUUUUCUCAGUCCUCUAUUUUGUCAGCUUUGUAUGCGAUGGUAUAGACGGUUGGUGUGCUCGCAAAUUCAAUCAAGUUUCCACCUUUGGGGCUGUGCUGGACAUGGUAACAGACCGGAUUAGCACUGCUUGUCUACUAGUAAUUCUAUCCCAAGUAUACAGGCCUGGUUUGACUUUCUUAUCACUUCUUGCCUUGGAUAUUGCUAGCCACUGGCUUCAAAUGUACAGUACCUUUUUGCUAGGCAAAGCCAGUCAUAAAGAUGUCAAAGACAGCACCAAUUGGCUGUUUAAGGCAUAUUAUGGAAAUAGGACAUUUAUGGCUUACUGUUGUGUGUCAUGCGAGGUUCUUUACAUUACUCUAUUUCUGCUGGCGGAGAAGCAAAAUGAGAAAUUGAUGGAUGUUAUAUUACACUCGAUACAACAAAAGACACUCCUAUCACUUUUGGUCGUAAUUAGCUUGUUCGGAUGGGCAGUGAAGCAAGCUGUUAAUGUCAUACAGAUGAAGACGGCGGCGGAUGUUUGUGUCCUUCACGAUACCAACAAAAAACAGAAGCCAUGAUGAGACCUUUGUAAAAUUUGUUUCAGUAAAGCACUCCUCUCUUGCACUCAUGUCAAAUAUUUUGUAGUUUAAUAUUUAUUUUGAAAAUAACUGAUGCAGCUGUUUCUCUUUGUAUGUGAAUCUAUAAACCAUUUGCCUUUUGCUGUUCAGAAUUUGUGCACUCUUGGUUGCUACCAUAUAGAAAUUGAGAAUUUCUUCUUUUUA
Molecule: messenger RNA, 1285 nt
Organism: Cucurbita pepo subsp. pepo (vegetable marrow)
Lineage: Eukaryota; Viridiplantae; Streptophyta; Magnoliopsida; Cucurbitales; Cucurbitaceae
Product: CDP-diacylglycerol--inositol 3-phosphatidyltransferase 1
Biological process (GO): phosphatidylinositol biosynthetic process
Cellular component (GO): membrane; Golgi apparatus
Molecular function (GO): CDP-diacylglycerol-inositol 3-phosphatidyltransferase activity
Source: RefSeq, a predicted model, not a curated record